AUGCCUGACACAACCGCACCUGUCAUCUGGGAGGCCUACAAGUACACGAUACAGGGAUUCUUCUUGGCAAGGGGCGCCAUGCUGAAGAAACAUCGGGAGGCUACGAUCCGAGAUCUCACAGAUAGAAUCCAGGACCUGGAAACUCGACACAAACCCGACCACGACCUGGACACAUAUCAAGAGCUAGCAGAAGUGAGAGGACAACUAUCCUCUCUCCUCCGACAACGUCACCAAUGUUCUCUUCAGCACACUAAAGCUUUCUUUUACAUCAACAGUGACAAAUGCGGCAAACUCCUCACCGCACUUAUAAAUAAGAAGCCUACGCGACACUCAGGGCUAACCACAGAAGAUGCCAACUUGCAUCACCGAAGUAGCAAGAAACUACUUCAAAACCCUGUACUCAAAGAACUUAUCCGCAGGCUCACACCAGACCACCAACUCCAUACAAACCUAUCUGGCCAAUAA
Molecule: messenger RNA, 465 nt
Organism: Pelobates cultripes (western spadefoot toad)
Lineage: Eukaryota; Metazoa; Chordata; Amphibia; Anura; Pelobatidae
Source: the annotation of a GenBank genome assembly